UUUUCAAGCAUAGGACAUUAUUUAACAUUGAUUUUGAGUUCCAGAAAUUUCCAAUUCCGCGGCCACUACUCAAGCAGAUACUACGCUUGCGCAGUUGAAAGGUACAGGCGACACUCGCCUGUCACACCGACCCGACCACAGUAUACAAAUUCUGUGCCCACACCCACAUAGCCCCAGAUUCUGCUUUACUUUCUCCUUGAUAGUAAUCAGAAGGAAGUUUAUUUUUCUUUCAUAACAAUAUCCUUACAACUCAAAUCUAUAAUUAAUCUUUUAUACCAAAAAAGAAUAUAAAAUAUUGAUAACUCACACCUUUUUUCUUUCAAGAAACUAAUGGAUGAAUUGAUGGCGGCAGUUAAGCAGGAGAAUGAUAGCAGCCAAGAACCAGCGCCAGGGUGCAGCACUGCAGGCUCUCCAACCGAUGAUGGUUCCAGCCAACAAUAUUUGAUCUCUGGCUACAAUCUCAUAUUCAUCAAAGAGGAUGCAUAUGUUGAGCAAGAGGCAGAAGGAAGUUCAGUGAAGAGUGAAAUGGAGAUGUGGCCUCCAAACUGCAUCACAUCAGGAACUGCCAAUGCAACAGAAGUGGGUGGACUGAAGGCACAUUCAAUCUCUCCAGUGGAAAAGUGUACUGAGCCAUCUGUGACUGGCAAAAAGACCAAGCUCUACAGUUGUGCUGACUGCAGCUAUGAAACACACCGUUCCCAUGAUUGGAAUAGACAUAUGAGAAAACACACUGGGGGAAAGCCUUUCAGUUGUGAGAUUUGUGACUAUAAAUGUGCAUAUUCAAGUAAUUUAAAACGACAUCUCAGAACACAUACAGGAGAAACACCUUUCAUUUGCGAAUUUUGUCACUAUAAAUGUGCUCAAUUAAUUAGUUUGAAAAUACAUCUCAGAACUCAUACAGGAGAAACACCUUUCAUUUGCGAAUUUUGCGACUAUAAAUGUGCUCGUCCAGAUAGUUUGAAAAUACAUCUCAGAACUCAUACAGGAGAAACACCUUUCAUUUGCGAAUUUUGCGACUAUAAAUUUACUAAAUCAAGUAAUUUAAAAAGCCAUCUCAGAACACAUACAGGAGAAACACCUUUCAGCUGCACUUUUUGUGACUAUAAAUGUGCUUAUUCAAGUAAUUUAAAACGACAUCUCAGAACACAUACAGGAGAAACACCUUUCUUUUGCGAAUUCUGUGACUAUAAAUGUACUAAAUCAAGUAAUUUGAAAAGCCAUCUCAGAACACAUACAGGAGAAACACCUUUCAGCUGCAACUUUUGUGACUAUAAAUGUGCUCGUCCAGAUAGUUUAAAAUACAUCUCAGAACACAUACAGGAGAAACACCCCUCAGCUGCAACUUUUGUGACUAUAGAUGUGGUGACUCAAGUUCCUUAAAAAGACAUCUCAGAACACAUACAGGAGAAACACCUUUCAGCUGCAACUUUUGUGACUAUAAAUGUACUCAAUCAAGUUAUUUGAAAAGACAUCUCAGAACACAUACAGGAGAAACACCUUUCCGCUGCAACUUUUGUGACUAUAAAUGUACUCAUUCCAGUAAUUUGAAAAGACAUCUCAAAAAACAUACAUGAGAAACAAUUUUCAGCUGAGAAUUUUGUAAGCCACAUUUACUCAUUCAAAUUCAUUUAAUUUUUUAGUAGUUCAAGUCUUUAGUGGAUUAUAUUCACUAAACACUUAUUAGCAAUUCAUAUUUGAUGAAUAGUUUCAAGUUGAUAUUUUGCUCCGCCAUCAACUCAUCGCCAUGUAUCUUGCUUGAUCCUCUGCUUCUCCUUGAGUAGCUCUCCAAGUCAGCCUUAACCUGAUUCCUCCAUCAUAGCCUACGUUUAGAAACACUGUCUUAUGGUGUUCACAUUUUUAGUUGAUAUCUGUCAGCAUGAUGAAACCCUAGGUCACAGAAUACAUACAGAAUGGAAAGUCGGCUAUAGUGAGGUCCACCUUAAAAGUAUGGCAGUGUUUGAUUAGCAAUGGUAUUGCUAUCUUUGUCUAUCAUUCAAUAAAGUGGAUGGUGUUAUAUC
Nilaparvata lugens (brown planthopper) is the source of this 2018-nucleotide messenger RNA. RefSeq names its product zinc finger protein 239-like. Gene Ontology annotation, cellular component: nucleus. Lineage: Eukaryota; Metazoa; Arthropoda; Insecta; Hemiptera; Delphacidae. The record is from RefSeq and is a predicted model, not a curated record. Bases 331 to 1380 code for a protein of 349 amino acids. Gene Ontology annotation, biological process: regulation of transcription by RNA polymerase II. Gene Ontology annotation, molecular function: DNA-binding transcription factor activity, RNA polymerase II-specific; RNA polymerase II transcription regulatory region sequence-specific DNA binding. The transcript has 4 exons.